AUGCAGCAAACCUGUCUGAAUAGUCUCACGGCUUUACUCUCUUUGGGCACUGAAAAGAGCAUUUUACAUAUCCGAUCAGCAGCUGCAAAAGGAUCCGACCCGUAUAUCCUAAAUAUGGGCCCACGAGACCACUCUCCAUACACAUUGCUUGAUAUCAUGUCCAAUAUUUUACUCUCAUCAAACGUUGCAAGCAUGAAGGCUAAUACCAGAAAGCAACCGUUUUCACAAUGCAUCAACAGUAAAUUCCUCUUCCCAGAUGAAAUCCAUUUACGGCUCGAGCUCAAGAAGUGUUGGAUUGUUUCCAGUGGGACUGAAAGGCAGCUUUUACUUUGGCAAUGGUAG
Messenger RNA from Striga asiatica, 342 nucleotides. The record is from the annotation of a GenBank genome assembly. NCBI's taxonomy places the organism in Eukaryota, Viridiplantae, Streptophyta, Magnoliopsida, Lamiales, Orobanchaceae.